Messenger RNA from Pangasianodon hypophthalmus (striped catfish), 2891 nucleotides. RefSeq lists its product as uncharacterized. Lineage: Eukaryota; Metazoa; Chordata; Actinopteri; Siluriformes; Pangasiidae. The transcript has 8 exons. The coding region runs from base 122 to 1270 and encodes 382 amino acids. The record is from RefSeq and is a predicted model, not a curated record.
AGUUAACAAGUAAACUCACAUGCAAUGACUUCCGCCUUCUGGGGACCAUAAAAAAACUUGCAAAAUUUCCAAAAUUUCUCACUUCUGUUUUUUUUUUUUCUACACAAUGUAAAGCGUAGUAAUGGCGUUGCAGUGUUUCAUCCUCCUGCUUAUUUUUCUUAGUAAAUGCCUUGGACAUACUGAAUUGAUUUAUACAGCAAAGGAAGAAGUAAAAUUGUUUUGCAGAACCAACACAUGGCAAAUAAGCACAGAGUCUAACAACAGCAUUGAUGUGAAUUGCACAGUGGAGUGUGUUCAUGGUGAACCACUCAAACUUAAUAAUAACCUGAAGUCCUGCUCAAAUAAACAUUCAGACAAAGUUGGUGAAAAAUGUCCGCUAAUAGCAAGCAGUGGAUUUUUUCGAUGUGUUACUGCUCUGGAUUCUGGUUUCUUGUUUCCAUUCAAACCGUCUCCCAACACUGUCACCUCAUACAUAGUCGCUACUGCAAAUGAAGAAAUGACAACCAAGUCUGAGGAAAGAUCUUCAGUCGAGCUAACUGUAGGUGAAGAAAUACUUUUAAACUGCAGUGUCAUCUUUACAGAAGAAUAUAACAGCAGGGAUUUUGUCGUGUACUGGAUCAAGACCAUUGAAAAGAACAGUAACUGUGUGUAUUCUUAUGAUUUUGACACCGAUACUGCUAUAAAGUACAAUCACCACUGCAAUGUGCAAGAAGAACUGCUUUCCAGGAUCUCAAACCAAACUGAAGGACAGAACAGAAACAUCCAUAACAUCAGGAUCAGAAACGUAACAGAGUCAGAUGCUGGACAAUAUCUUUGUGCCUUACAAAUGCACACAAAUGAUAAAACAAAAGGAAUGUGGAAGAUCAUAAAUAAUAUUACAGUCAGUGUACAUAAAGACAAAGCAUCUGAAAUAGCUGCAAACAGCGCUGAUGACGAAUCUUAUGGAGACAAAAACAGUACUAAUUCCACGGCCUUAUAUGCUACAAUUCCCAUAUUACUGGCUCUUGCCCUAGUUACUGUGGGGUUUAUCUGGAAAAAGAUUAAAACCUCACCAGGAUCUCAGGCAGUAGAGCUACAAAGCAGAAACCAAAAUGGGGAUGAUACGGAAGACACUGCUGAUAUGGAAUGUUCUCCGUAUGCUGUGGGGAGUGGAGAAGAGGAGAUUAAGUUCAGAUCCAAGCAGGAUACUUUAAAGCAGGAAGCCCAAGAAAAGUCCACAGACAUCUAUUCAGUUGUGAAGGAGAAUGACUUGUAUGAACCCGGGGCGUGAGAGGACACUGUAACAUUUAUGCCAAAAAGGAUUUUUGAAGGUAUUUACAUACAUGUGACUUUUUUCUUUACUGGCCUAAAACUGAACACAUUUUACUGAAGUGAAAAUGGUUUUGAUGUUGAUAGCAUGUGUGGAUUACAGUUUAGCAAGCAAAAGUCAGUACAGAAGUUUUAGGCAUAAGAUCACUGUGAUCCACCAGAAUGAUCUUAUAAGUAUUCUUUCAUCUGGUGGUCUUCCAUCUUAUUUUAUAUAUAUAUAUACUAUAUCUUUCAUAUUUUAAGAUUUUUCUAGUGAUGUACUGUAUGCAUUGCCAUUGAUUUCUGGAUUGUCCACUGUUCCAGAAUUGUGCUGUUUUUUUGUUUUUUUUUACAUUAUGAGAACGUUUCACUCAUUUGAUUCUCAUCCCUCAGUGAUGUAAAUAUCAUUGCUGUGUGAUAUUUAUGUUUAUGAAUAAUAUAUGUAGAAUGUGUAUGUGUAUGUAUACUGUAUAUGUUGCUGUGGUCUGAAAGAGAAUUUCUGCAUUCCUCUUCUGUUAAUAAGCUAUAAAUGUAUAAUGUUAAUGUCUAUAAAAGCAAUAAAAUUAAUAUGGUGUUACAAUGAAUUGUGCGUAGACUACAAUGUGGUUCUUGUGUGAGAGUGAACGGGAUCUAAGAAAGGGGUCAUGCUUGUGGUGAAAAGUCACCACAAAACUGUUUUCUUGUUCCUGGAGUGUUACGUCCCGUAAUAUUGUGGGAGGUUUGUUUUUUUUCUAUCCCUUGUUUCGACCAUUACCACCUUUAGAUCCUGGGAUUGGACAACCGACCAGUCGAUCUUCCCUGUUAACAUGAUGACGACACCCACCUCUCUGAACCAAUCAGGGACCCUCAGUGUACUAUAAGGACGCGGAAAUGACGCAAGAGGAGGGCGCGUUUUUCCUGAUAGCUCUUGUUUGAUUGUCACGCUGUCCAUCCUUCCCGAGUUGUUGCAAUUGUGAUUUGUUAGCUUACUUUGAGUUAUUUCUGAUCGAUCCCUUACUUUACAUGUUGUAAUUACCUGCCUCUGACUUGACUCUGGCUGUUUGCCCGAUUAAGCUGUGAUUUGAUUCCCUUUCUCUCUUUAAGAGUUGGUGGUUGAAUUUAUCUCUUGACUCAUCGUGUUGAGACAAGGAUAGUAUGUCACGUGACCUACAUAAAGCAACAUGUAGAAUAUUGCUUGUAUAAAAACACUAGGAUAGGAGCGGGAGCUAAUGCUUGUAUUUAUGUUUUGUUAGUGAGCGUAGUUAGAUUCGUUUUGUUUUCUUUUUCUUUGUUUAGAAUAGUGUUGAUUUGGUUGGAGUUAGUAUGUGUUUUGUUUCAAUAAUUUCUUUGCUUUCAGCUCCGCUCACGUCUCACACGGUGGAGUUUUUUUUUUAUGUAUAUAAUUUGUAAAUAUCAUCUCCCUUACUCUUUGACGUUCUAUCAUCACUGUAAAUAUGCAAAGCAACCGAUUGUUUUGAUGGACACAAUUCCUCACUAAAGUUUUCCUGAUAAGCAUUUUCUGGUUUCUGUUUGAUUCAUUACUCCACACAUCUCAUUCCUUUAGUAACAGACAGCCUCCCCAAUUCUAAAAACAUCUUUAAUUCUUUUUUUUUAUUAAUUUAUUC